AUGUGGUCAGUGCAUGCAACAGUUCAGCCGAUGCAACACCAUCAGCCCCACCAAAAUUUCAACCCAUUACUUUCAACGCGUAAUAUCUCAACCACCAUGACAGCUCUCACCAAAGCGAUUGCAGCGAUCGAUUCGCAAGAUGCGGAAGGUCAACUUUCAUACCGCGCAGCUGCAAAAAAGUUUGGUGUUGAGCUUACAACAUUGACGCGCCGGCACCAAAACAAAACACAGUCACCAGCUGCAGCUGCGCAAAACGUCAAUUACUCACUCCACCACAAGAAUCUGAGCUAG
Molecule: messenger RNA, 291 nt
Organism: Bipolaris maydis ATCC 48331
Lineage: Eukaryota; Fungi; Ascomycota; Dothideomycetes; Pleosporales; Pleosporaceae
Source: RefSeq, a predicted model, not a curated record